Molecule: messenger RNA, 2258 nt
Organism: Saccostrea cuccullata (small rock oyster)
Lineage: Eukaryota; Metazoa; Mollusca; Bivalvia; Ostreida; Ostreidae
Product: zinc finger protein 569-like
Exons: 3
Coding region: 439-1731 (430 amino acids)
Biological process (GO): regulation of transcription by RNA polymerase II
Molecular function (GO): DNA-binding transcription factor activity, RNA polymerase II-specific; RNA polymerase II cis-regulatory region sequence-specific DNA binding
Source: RefSeq, a predicted model, not a curated record
UGCAGAGGAAAAGGAGAUAUUUCGAGCCCCAUUCAAAUAUUCAGAACGAUAAUGAACAAUUACAGAACUAUUGUGCAGAUGCAGAUCAAACUGGAAAUUCAGAAAGACACAUCAAUACAUAUAUGGAAAAAGAAGUCUUGUCAUCUAAUUCUAAGAUUCAAAGUCAGGCUGUGAUUGGACAUGCAAGUAUAACACCUUUUAAUUGUGGGUUAUGCACCAAAGUGUUCAAAGACUUGAAAACCUUACAGAAACACAUUCGAAACCAUACAACUGAUGAAGCUUUUCAAUGUGAUUUCUGUUUAAAGAACUUCAGCCUGUCUCGUAACUUAAUCAAACAUAAAAGAAUACAUACUGGAGAAAAACCUUAUAAAUGUGAUGUGUGUGGGAAAGCAUUCAGCCAGUCACAACACUUACAGACACACAUGAGGAUACAUACAGAUGGAAAAAGAAGUCUGGUCAUCUAAUUCAAAGAUUCAAAGUCAGGCUGUGAUUGGACAUGCAAGUAUAACACCUUUUAAUUGUGGGUUAUGCACCAAAGCGUUCAAAGACCUGAAUACCUUACAGAAACACAUACGAAAGCAUACAACUGAUGAAGCUUUUCAAUGUGAUUUCUGUUUAAAGAACUUCAGCCUGUCUCAUAACUUAAUCAAACAUAAAAGAAUACAUACUGGAGAAAAACCAUAUAAAUGUGAUUUGUGUGGGAAAGCAUUCAGACAGUCAAUACACUUACAGGGACACAUGAGGAUACAUACAGGUGAUAAACCUUAUAAAUGUGAUGUGUGUGGAAAGGCAGUCAGUCAGCCACAUAGCUUAAAGAGUCACAUGAUGAUACAUACAGGUGAUAAACCAUAUAAAUGUGAUGUGUGUGGGAAAGCAUUCAGCCAGUCACAACACUUACAGCGACACAUGAGGAUACAUACAGGUGAUAAACCUUAUAAAUGUGAUGUGUGUGGGAACGCAUUCAACAGAUUAAAUGCCUUACAGACACACAUGAGGAUACAUACAGGUGAUAAACCUUAUAAAUGUGAUGUGUGUGGAAAGGCAGUCAGUCAGCCACAUAGCUUAAAGAGACACAUGAGGAUACAUACAGGUGAUAAACCUUAUAAAUGUGAUGUGUGUGGGAAAGCAUUCAGCCAGUCACAACACUCACAGCGACACAUGAGAAUACAUACAGGUGAUAAACCUUAUAAAUGUGAUGUUUGUGGGAGCGCAUUCAACAGAUUAAAUGCCUUACAGACACACAUGAGGAUACAUACAGGUGAUAAACCGUAUAAAUGUGAUGUUUGUGGAAAGGCUUUCAACAAUUUAAGUAACUUAAACUGCCACAUGAAGCUACACACAGGUGAUAAAUCUUAUCAAUGUGAUGUGUGUGGGAAGGCAUUUACCCAAUCGCAGAACUUACACAAACACAGAAGGAUACAUACAGGUGAAAAACCUUAUAAAUGUGAUGCGUGUGGGAAAGAAUUCAGCCAGACAAAUCAAUUACAGACACACAUGAGAAUACAUACAGGUGAUAAACCUUAUAAAUGUAAUGUGUGUGAGAAAGCAUUCAGCCAGACAAAUCACUUACAGACACACAUGAGAAUACAUACAGGUGAUAAACCUUAUAAAUGUAAUGUGUGUGAGAAAGCAUUCAGCCAGACAAAUCAAUUACAGACACACAUGAGAACACAUACGGGUGAUAAACCUUAUCAAUGUGAUGGACAUUCUGGUGAUAAAUCUUUUCAAUGAGAUGUGUGUGGGAAGGCAUUCAACAAUUCAGGAAACUUACAGACGCAUAUGAGGACACAUGUGAUAAACCUUAUAAAUGUGAUGUGUGUGAGAGAACAUUCAGCCAGACAAUACGCUCACAGACACACAUGAGGACACAUACAGGUGAUUAUCCUUAUAAAUGUGAUGUGUGUAGCAAGGUAUUCAUCCAAUUACAGAACUUACAGAACACAUGAGCACACAUACUGGUGAUAAAUCUUAUAAAUGUGAUGUUUGUGGGAAGUUAUUCACCUGGAAAGAUAACUUAAAGGGACACAUGAGAAUACAUACAGGUGAUGAACCUUACAAAGGUGAUGUUUGUGAGAGAUAAUUCAAAUAUGCCAACGAUAUAAAAAGACACAUGAGGACACAUACUGGAGACAAACCUUAUAAAUGUGAUGUGUGUGGCAAAGAAUUUAGGCAGACACAUCACUUACAGAAACACAUGAGGACACAUACAGGUGAUAGAUCUUAUAAAUGUGAUGUUUGUGGAAAGUUAUUCACCCGGA